AUGGAAACUACAUGGUCACCGGAUGAAGGAAUAAUUGUCACUUCAAACUCAACAGAAGACAAUAUUGAGAAUGAACACACGUCAAGAACAUUGUUUAUUUUGGUAGCGGUUUUGGCAGUACUUGCGAUCUUUCUGUGUGUCUUACUGAAUCCACUGAUGCUUGUCACCUUACGCCGUGUCACCAGCAUCCAGCCAACAACCAAAAUAUUCAUGGCUUCUCUCACCCUGUCUGAUCUGUGCAAUAACUUAUACUGGAUCCUUGCAUUAACCGAAUUGUUUGCUGGAUCUUGGUUGCUGGGGGAUUUUCUCUGUGUGGUAAACGGUGUGACUAGUUACCUUUUUGUCAGUUUGAGUAUUUUUUCUCUGUUUAUUCUGACUGUGGAUCGUUAUAUCGCAAUUUCCCAGCCUCUGCGAUACCCUUCAAUCAUGACUGUGUUCAGGUCAAAGAUAAUUGUGUUAAGCACAUGGGCUGCAGUGAGCAUUUUCUGCAUUUUAAUAUUUGGGAUUGAUGGGAGUCGUGUUGUCUCACUGGAUACCCGUUAUUACCUUUGCAUAGGAAAUUAUGACUGGAGGAAUUAUCUAGCUCUUACAAUAGCUGUUGUCAUAAUUCUAUCAAUAUUCAUCCUGUAUGCACGCAUCGCCCUGAUAGCUCGCAACCAAGCCCGACGCAUUGCUGCUGAAAACCAAGCAGGCAAUGGUCAAGGUGGGCAGAGAAUAAACACCAGAUCAACCACCACCAUCAUCAUCAUAACAGGGACUUUAAUCAUCACCUGGAUUCCUACAGUCGUUAGGUUGCUGAUAGUGAUAGCAUCUCCACAACACACAUGGACGCGGUACCUGGCUGGCACAUUCACAAAUGUUCUGCUGCUGUGCAAUAGCUGGCUGAAUGUUAUCAUUUACUACCUGAGGAAUAGGGAUCUUCGUCAGGCAGUGCGUGCUUUACUAUCUGACUGGCAUCAAAGUCUGCAACAAAGAUUCUUGCAUUAACGUUACAACGCAGUUGUGAUUCUUUACAGAAUGAAACAACCAUCUCGCCAUCUUAAC
Molecule: messenger RNA, 1044 nt
Organism: Patiria miniata (bat star)
Lineage: Eukaryota; Metazoa; Echinodermata; Asteroidea; Valvatida; Asterinidae
Product: adrenocorticotropic hormone receptor-like
Exons: 1
Coding region: 1-987 (328 amino acids)
Biological process (GO): G protein-coupled receptor signaling pathway
Cellular component (GO): membrane
Molecular function (GO): G protein-coupled receptor activity
Source: RefSeq, a predicted model, not a curated record